GGAUCACGUCCAUAAACAAAGAUUGACUUGUGGACGAUACUUCCAGAGUGGACGAAAGCUCAGCAUAUCGGCCAUCUUUAUGAGUGACAUGUGAAACCGACACAACGACCGAUGACUGGAAAAUGGGUUCACAUUCCUGGUGGCGGCAGUUUCAUGUCUCGUAUGAUGGUGUAGAAUCGACAAAUUAACAUCGUAGUCCGGCUUCUCCUCCUUCCCAUGGGAUCAUGCUGCAGUGGCCCGGACAGGGUGGAACCUGCCAAUGAAAGAGAGCUUGACAGCAUAAGCAAGGGUGAGGGAAAUGAACCAGAAUUCCAAGGCCCUGUGAAGAAUCGAAGCUGCACAGAUGUUUUCUUCUUCAUCAUCAUGCUACUGUUCAUCACUUCACUGGUUGUGUUGAUAAUAUAUUGUGCUAGCAAUGGCGACAUCUACAGAAUUAUUAAUGGCUAUGACACCUGUGGAAACAUAUGUGGCCGCUAUAAUGCACCAGUGAAAGAAUAUGACAAACUAGGAGUGUGCAUAGGAGAAGAUAUGAGCCAGAAAAAGUUACUUCAGAUAUCUUGGACUGGUCAAGUAACAAGAACCUGCGUGGACAUGUGCAGUGAACAGCGUGAACAAAUAUUUAAUCGUUGCAUUGAAAAGGCUGGUACAGGAACAGACAACACAGUAUCAAGAACAGGAUUUAAAAAUUUCUUCCAGGAAGUUUCAGAAGAUCUGGAAAUGAGCUGGAGAGAGAUUCUGUACCUGUGUCUCAUUGCUUUUGGAUUCUCUCUUAUUCUUCUCAUCCUGUUCCGCUAUGUUGUUGGUAUCCUUGUUUGGCUAGUGCUGAUAGGCGUCACUCUGGCUUGUAUUGGUGGAACUGUUUAUUUAUGGAUUUUGUGGAAGUCUAAAAAAGAUGGACUGAAGGAUAAAGAGGUCAACACAGAUGUUGCAAGUCACCUAGCAUAUGCUAUUGCUGCUACUAUUGUUACGGUUAUUGUGCUGCUGGUAAUUCUGGUUAUGAGGAAACGUAUCAAACUGGUGAUCCAGUUGUUUAAAGAGGCUGGGAGAGCCAUUAACAGCAUGCCACUGCUGCUUUUGGAACCCCUACUGACAUUUGUCGCACUAGGGGUGGUGGUAGCUGUGUGGCUUGUGUUCAGCCUUGUGAUUGAAAGUUCUGGUUUCUUUACUCCCAGUAAUCCAGCUUCUUUUGAAAAGAAUCUGACUAUGAAGGUAACCUGCUGGUACAAUUUGCUGGGACUUUUUUGGUUUGUACAGUUCUGUAUGGGCUGCCAGCACAUGAUAAUUGCUGGUGCAGUCGCAAAAUGGUUCUUCACAAGGAAUAAGAGCAACCUGGGUUUCCCCAUCUUAAGAAGUUUCUCUAACCUUGUACGCUACCAUUUGGGGACAGUGGCAAUGGGGUCUCUGAUCAUUGCCCUGGUUCAGCUCAUACGCUCCAUCCUUGCGGCCAUCCAGUAUCAGCUCAAAGGUCAAGAGAAUGCAGUCAGCAGAUGCCUGUUCAGGACAUGUCAGUGCUGCCUCUAUUGCUUUGAGAAGAUCCUCAAAUAUCUUUCACGUAAUGCAUAUAUUGAAACAGCACUCUUUGGAUACAGCUUUUGUCAAGCUGGACAACGAGCCUUCAAGCACCUGUCAUCUAAUGCACUGCGAGUUGCAGCCAUCAAUUCUGUUGGCGACUUUGUGCUCUUCCUAGGCAAGGCUCUGGUGGUUAUUGCAACAGUUCUUAUUGGCAUCAAAAUGUUUGAUGACAAGCCUGGUAUCCGCCAUGUAUGGGUACCAUUGGUUCUGACUGGACUUUUUGCCUAUCUUGUUGCUCACUGCUUCAUAACUGUAUAUGAGAUGGCAAUAGACACUAUUUUCAUUUGUUUCUGUGAGGACUGUGAACAGAAUGAUGGACUCAAUCAACCAUACUACAUGAGCAGAGGGCUUAUGGAGUUUGUUCAGAACAGCAAAAAAGCUCUGGCUGUGUUGGAUGCAUCUAGCAUGCCUCCAAGCCAGGCAUGGAGUACCACGUCUACUAGACAAGCAGCAUCUGGCAAGUGAUACAUCUGCCAUUGAAUGUUACCUGUUAUUAGACUGAAGAGGAAAUGGCAGGCGAGAGCCACAGCCUGCAGACAUGGAAUGUACAUUAUACGAGUACAACCACAUUAUACAAAGACUGAUAAUAUAGCAAAUCAUUUUGUAAGUAAGAGAGAAGUAAGUGGUGACAGCAUGUAACAUGUUACCCAGAUCUGUCUGAAGCUUGGAAUUUAUUUUUUCAUCUCUGUGCCUAAAAUUUAUGUCUGGUGACUGGAGGUCCAGUGUUGGCUGCAGCAAAUUUCUGCUUGAGAACUGCUACUUAAAUGACAAGCAGAAUGAACCCAAGAACUAUGUUUAUUCUAUAGGGUCAUACCAGAUUCAUAUUCUAACAUGCUUGUUUUCAUUUAAUUUUGUAUUGAAGAAGUUCUCUGCCUUACUUUGAUGAUGAUGAUGAUGGCCACUGUCAUGCCGCCGCCACCACCACCACCACCACCACCUAAUCCUAACAGUAGUGGGUGACAUGUAUAAACCUUUAAGUUCCUCUACUAAUUGUAGGCUUUCACGGUGGUUAAUUACUGAUGUUUCAAGGGUACAUGCUACCUCCAUAUUCUGGGUUGACCCUGAAGAUGGAGGCAGCAGGUACUUCUGAAAUGUCAGCACCAUCACCUACAGCCACAUGGUGUGACAAUCCAAGAUCAGAAUUAACACCAUGAAGUUCUUUGUUAUGCACAUACUUCCCUCAGAGUACGAUGUCAUGUAUCAUAUCAUGUAAAGUUACUGUUUUGUAUGUCCUGAUGUCUGUUUUUUUUUUUUUUUUAGCAAACAGGAUGU
This is a messenger RNA of Cryptotermes secundus, 2844 nucleotides long. RefSeq names its product choline transporter-like protein 1. Gene Ontology annotation, biological process: transmembrane transport. Bases 217 to 2037 code for a protein of 606 amino acids. Gene Ontology annotation, cellular component: membrane. NCBI's taxonomy places the organism in Eukaryota, Metazoa, Arthropoda, Insecta, Blattodea, Kalotermitidae. Gene Ontology annotation, molecular function: transmembrane transporter activity. The record is from RefSeq and is a predicted model, not a curated record. The transcript is spliced from 17 exons.